AUGGACGCGGUGCUGCUGGAGCACUUCCCCGGGGGCCUGGACGCCUUCCCCUCUCCUUACUUCGACGAGGAGGACUUCUUCACCGACCAGUCCUCCCGGGACCCUCUGGAGGACGGCGAUGAGCUGCUGGCAGACGAGCAGGCCGAGGUGGAGUUCCUCAGCCACCAGCUGCACGAGUACUGCUACCGCGACGGAGCGUGCCUGCUGCUGCAGCCUGCGCCCUCAACUGCCCCUAUAGCGCUCGCCCCGCCGCCCUCGGGGGGCCCCGGAGAGCCUGAAGACGGCGCCGGAUACUGCUGCGAGGCGGGGGCGCCCCCCGGUGGCUUCCCCUGCUCGCCCAGCUCGCCGCCCUCGUGCCUGGCCUACCCGUGCGCCGGAGUGGGCGUGCUGUCCCCAGGGGCGCGGCUGCGGGGCCUGAGCGGCGCGGCCGCGGUCGCGGCGCGGCGACGGCGGCGGGUGCGCUCGGAGGCCGAGCUGCAGCAGCUGCGGCAGGCGGCCAAUGUGCGCGAGCGACGGCGCAUGCAGUCCAUCAACGACGCCUUCGAGGGGCUGCGCUCGCACAUCCCCACGCUGCCCUACGAGAAGCGCCUCUCCAAGGUGGACACGCUGCGCCUGGCAAUAGGCUACAUCAACUUCCUCAGCGAGCUCGUGCAGGCCGACCUGCCACUGCGCGGUGGCGGCGCGGGCGGCUGCGGGGGACCGGGCGGCGGCGGGCGCCUGGGUGGGGACAGCCCGGGCAGCCAAGCGCAGAAGGUCAUCAUCUGCCAUCGGGGCACCCGGUCACCCUCCCCCAGCGACCCGGAUUAUGGCCUUCCUCCUCUUACAGGACAUUCUCUCUCAUGGACUGAUGAAAAACAACUCAAAGAACAAAAUAUUAUCCGAACAGCCAAAGUGUGGACCCCAGAAGACCCCAGAAAACUCAACAGCAAAUCUUCCUUCAACAAUAUAGAAAACGAGCCACCCUUUGAGUUUGUGUCCUGAGAAGUCCCAGACUCAGCUGAGGAUCUGAUUUAUGUCUCUGUGCAUAUUGUACAUGCAAAUAUCAUCAUGUAAAUGUAAUUUAAGAAUCAAAUUUUUCUAAUGGCAAUCAACUGUUAUUUAUCUAUUUAUUAUCCCAUUGAGUUAACGACAUAGAUGAUCUCUUUUUAAAUAUAUAAUUUAUAUAAUUUAUCCUGAUUUUUUUGAAAAUAUGCAAUAGCCUACGAUUCCCUCGGCACCUUUGUCAGAAGUCUGAUAUGUUGGAAGAACUCUGGCCGGAAAAUUCAUGCUUAUUUAUCACCAGAUAUGGUUUAUUUCUAAGCGUUCUUAAUAAAUGCUAUUUACACUUUUUUCU
This is a messenger RNA of Otolemur garnettii (small-eared galago), 1333 nucleotides long. RefSeq names its product pancreas specific transcription factor, 1a (gene PTF1A). The coding region runs from base 1 to 981 and encodes 326 amino acids. Gene Ontology annotation, molecular function: protein dimerization activity; DNA-binding transcription factor activity, RNA polymerase II-specific; RNA polymerase II transcription regulatory region sequence-specific DNA binding. NCBI's taxonomy places the organism in Eukaryota, Metazoa, Chordata, Mammalia, Primates, Galagidae. Gene Ontology annotation, biological process: regulation of transcription by RNA polymerase II; developmental process. The record is from RefSeq and is a predicted model, not a curated record. The transcript is spliced from 2 exons.